GCAACCACUUCGUAUAAAAAUGGCAGCGCCCACGAGUAGAACUGUAAAUGUUGAGAAUGUCGAAUAUAUUAAUUACAGAACACCACUGGCUUCUCGUUAUGCCAGCUCUGAAAUGCUUAAGAACUUUGGAGAUGUGAAAAAAUUCUCAACUUGGAGACAGUUAUGGCUUUAUUUGGCUACAGCAGAGAAGGUAAAAAAAAAAACUUCCAAAAGUAACGGCACGGGAUUGUGUUGAGAGUUUCGAGGUCGAAGUGACUAUUUCGGACCCCGGCUACCAGAAGUGAGAAGUUGGGAUUAAAAUUUUUUUUAAAUAUUAUUAUUGGUUUGUAAGAUAAAAUUUGGUAUCGAAUGAAAGAUAAUUAAAUGGACUAUACAUUUGUAAACUUAAUUCUUCUCUUUAACUAAAAUAAACUACAAACAAAUGAUACCGGUAUCCGAAAAGCACUUAGUCAAAAUGGACCCCGACAGUCCAGACACGCAUCUCCCCUAUACGGACCCGGCAUGGGUGCCACUUUUCCGGGUUAUCCUGGAAUUCCGGAUUCGUGAAGUUAAAUAUUUUGCAGCUCCGGAUUCGCAAGAUUUUAUAUUCUCUCGCUCCGGAUUCACCAGUUCAAUUUAUUCAAAUACAGAUUCUGUCUGGGUUGUUUUUGUUUUUUUUUAAAAUCGUGUAACAGAAUCCGCGAAAGCCUAUUUAAAUUUAGCGAGAGCGGGUUCGCUAAAAACCGGGAAAAUUCCUUGAACAUGGACGUUAAUCGCUGAUCUCGACUAUCUUUAGCCUUUCUGUUGCCAGAGUGCUAGUGGUUUCCCCUUGGGCAUGUGUUUUGAGCUCUACAAGUUUCGAUUACCGUACUACUUCGAUAGACCAGAAAUAUUUCUUUUCUGUUAACAUCGCCGAUCAAGGGAUAUUUGAAGUGUUUGGGUAAGCAAACUGUAAAAUUUAGUAAAUAUAAUUGUUGGGUAACCAUUAUUAUAAAUAGAAAACUACUCGUCCAAGCGCUGCCUAACAUGCACACUUUGUAACUUUGUUAUGUUUUACUGUAUCAGUGUUUGCAGGCGCCAUGUUUUUUUUUUAGAAGAGCUAGACAGCGUUUACAUUUUUUAAAAGACUUCUUAAGUUCUCUUUACAUUUAAUUACGGAGUAAGCCUUCUAAUUUUAAAUAGGCUAAUAUUAUUAAGUUAUUUUUAUCCAUUCAGUUGUGAGCCUAAUGUAACUGUAUUUAGUUAGUCUUUAUUUAUUAGUUAUGCACUCCUGUGUUCUGAUUCUGGGUAUACUUUACUGUAAAGUACUUGACGGUAAUUCUACUAUUACUAUUAUUCAAAAUACUCUGUAUUACCUUGUGCCAAAGUUUAAUACUGGUAUAAUAUAGAAUAUAGUCUAUAUUAUUAUAUAUGCCUUACUAUAAAUUAUAAAUAUGAUAAUAUAUUUUAUUUUGUUUCAAUAUUCAGGAUCUAGGCUCAAUAAAAUAAUGUAAUGCCCAAUAGUUCCCUUAAAGAACUGAUGGGCACGACAGCAAUCAUAAUUGAGCAAGUCAUCACUGCUAUAUUAUGCUGGAAAUAUUGAUAUCAAGUAUUCAAGGGGAAAGUGUUUAUGAUGAUACCAGCUUUAUCACCUAUCUUAAGUGUCCACUUCUGCAACUUCUCAAUUUAUGCGUCAAAUUAUGAAACUCUUACACUAGUGAGUUUUAAAGUAAAGAUACCAAAUUUUUUCGUACUAACCCAACAAUAAUAUUUUAAAUAUUUUUAAUAAACCCAACCUCUCACUUCUAAUACCGGGUCGAAUAGCUCUGAGUAGCCCUUUCAAUCAGUGACAUAUCCUCUUCAACACCGGGCACAGAAACAUUGCAACUCCCAUCUACAUGCUUAGUAAUAUAGGAGCCAGAAUGAUCAAUAAAUUGAUUGUGUGACUUAAUGUAUAGAAGAAGAAGAAGGAAAAGUAGUAAAAGUCAAGUAAAAUUUGACAAAUUAUUUGUCUCCCAAAAAAGAGAUGGAAUAAGUGAUAAGUCUUAACCCAUUUAAUACGUUUGGCCCCCAAUGUGGGUCACCGCGAUUUCGGCCGAGUACGUUUGGCCACUCUCUGCAUCACCACUGGUUUGUUUCAUUUUAUUAGUAUUACGACUUUUUCCAUUCAACUAUUUUAUUAAUAGCUUAUCAAACUUUUAUUCAGAUGAGUUUCCACUUGCUUUGUGUGAAAUUUCAAACGGAUUAAACCACGUUUAGUUUUGUGUAUUCUGUGCUUGAUUUUUUCAGUUAAAAAAUUUGUAAACAAAAAACAGCUGAUCGAAAUGGCUUCAUCGAGUAAUGCUGCUAGUUCUAAUCGAUCAAGAUUUAGGUCCAUCGCUGCAGAUGAAGCAAGUAAAUUGAUAACUUGGAUGAUUCAAGUUCAAAUGAUGAUAAAUCUGACGACAGUGAUUAGGAAAAUUUAUUAUUUGACGAAACAAGUGAUGAGGAAUAUAUUCCUCCGAUUACAAAGGGACAAAAAUUAUCGUUGGAAAGGGGAAAGGGAAUAAAUUCAUAAUUUGACAAUUUCUGGAGCUACUGCAAUGAAAUUUUCCAGUUGUUUUGGAUAUAUAAUAAGACUCAUUUUUUUUUUAUCGGCAGCCUGAAAUUUUCGUAUAACGCAAAGUGUUACUAAUAUAUUCAGUCAAUCCUCCUAGGCAUAACUCUAAUUUUCUAGUACUAGUAUUUCAUAUUAAAUAUUAUACUAGUAAUAAAAAUAUGUAGCCUAAGUGAGACUGCUUCUAUGGGCUCUUGUGAGGGAGGGGGGAGUCAGUUGCAUGUUUCAAUUCUUCAUAUAGACUUAUAGUUCCCCAAUUUAGAGAGAUCUUAAAAUAAUGUGAAAGCUUGGAAGGGUAUUAUUUAGCUUCUUUUAAGCACUCUGAUAUUUCACCUGGUCCAGAAAUUUUCUGCAUGAAAUGGUUGCAGGGCUAUGCCAUGCCACAGUGCUUUGAUUCAAAGAGGCGGCCAUGUAAGAGAUGGGGAGGAGCAGCAGUAUAUAGAAAUCGAAAUAUAAGGGGCGGCAGCGGAUUUGACUAGCAAACCGAGGGUCCUAGGUUCUAAUCCUGGUGAAGGCUAGAAUUUUUUCCUGGUUCUUGAGGGUUUCCCUUAGCCUACCCAGCUCUGGUGAGUACCUGGCAUUAGUUUGGGAAAAGUAAAGGUUGCUGGCCUUUGUGUUGGCCACACACUCAGCUAAUAUGCCUUAGCCACAGAAACUUGUGGCUUCAAUAGCCCCAUGGGUAGGCCAACAUGAUCUGAAAAUCAUUUACUUUUCGAAGACUUGCAAUCAUAUGAAUAUACCAAGGGGUCCCUCAGACAGAAAUUUGUGACCAGCCAAAAUCUGAGCAUAAUUCCAAGCAUCAGCAGACCAAGAUUUUUGAAUAACGAUGAGCGUUGUGCGCACAGCUGUGGGUAUAAUCACUUCGUUUCAUUAUUAAAAGUAUUUUUAAAGUAGAAUACCAUCUUAUUUAAAAAAAGCAACAACCAUUAAUUAAAUUCAAUUAUUAAUGAUAAUUAUUUUUAAAAAGUAACAUAUUUUCUGGAGUAUGAGAUGACUUUUUGACCCAUGAAAAUCUUUUCAAAAGUCUGGGGUCAUCUUAUACGCCGGGAGUUGUCUUAUAAGCUGGUAUACGGCAUGCUGAAACUUCAGGGACAGGGGCCCUCUAGUUCAAGUUUGGUUGACAGCUUAGAAAACAAACAGCAUGGCAGCUCCCAUGGGUUUAUUGUCUUAUCCUACUUUUUAGCUUUAGAGUGAAUUGGAAAAGUUUAAUCGACUUGCACUGUUUUAUGUUUACAUGUUUGAUGACAAACAGCCUUAUGUUUAUAAGUGACAGUUUUCCUGCUAAAUACCUGCACGUCGUAAGCAUUUGAAUAAAAUUACCGUAUUGAAAUCAAGUCUGAUGUUUUUAACGUUUAUUUGGUGUGCAUUGGAAGAGGGGUAGUGUUACACGGUUAGUAUAGCCCAAACCCUAUAUUUUAACAGGAAAUUUAGGGGUCGUCUUAUAAGUCCAGCCGUCUUAUGCGCCGGAAAAUACAGUAUAAUUAAGGAAUCCUUUGUCAUUCACAGCGCCAUUGUGGUAAAAGAGAACUCUUCUGUCAUCAAAGAAAUGCUUGUGUGUUCCCAAUAGGAUGUUAUUUAAUUAAGUCUUAAGUCUAGGUGUCCGCUAAUGCCGCAAUUUCUUUCUAAAACAAUAGUGGGUUUUCACUAAGAGGUAACAGCUUGGGUCUGAUAUACUCAGUGAUAUUUUGCUUGCUGCGCGUGUGCCCUCAAAAUGGGUUAAUAAUUCAUCAAAUGACCCCACUGUAAACUGAAGCCUCUGAGUCUGACUAAAGUGUCUAUUUUUUUACCUUACUUUUACUGUAAAAAAUUGCUUUAGGCCUGAAGCUGGGGAAAAAAAUGAAAAAAUCUGGCCACACAUCUGUUGAAUGGACAGUAAACAAACGUAUGGAUCAACUGGUUUUUUAAUACGAUUUUUCAUAUUAAAAAUCCACUUCAAACCAAUAAAAAUAAAUAACUAACUAAUUGAAAACAAUAAAUAUUUGUUCUAUUAACCAUUGAAGGUUUUAAUGUAGUUCCAUCAAUUAAAUAUGAAGUUUUUAAUUUAUUGCACUAUAAUUAAUUUUUUUCACUAAAAUUACCUAGGCCUACUUAAUAAAUAAAUAAAUACAAAUAUUGAGUGGUCUAAGUAAAAAAAACUAAAAGGUUUGGAAGUUUCUCUUUGAAAUAAAUUAUUAAUGGAUUAGCGACAUCAGUUUUGACAAAAGUUAUCUACCCUGUCAUACAGGAGCAAAUAUUUGUCUAUGCACCCAAAGUCCAGUGUUUAGAUUCCCCAAAGUGAAGUCACUGAGCUUAAGGUGAGACAACUCUUGGCAAAGUCCAUGGAGGUAACAUCACUUUAACCCAACCAUGUGUAUGAUAACUUUUCCAUUUUAUGCGGAGCAUUAUUCACGUCAUAAACUAAAUCUAACUAUUGAUAAAUUUAAUAUGAAAUAAAUUAAAAUGAAAAUUUCCAUUCAGUUUUAUAAAAAUUUAACUUACAAGGUUCAAAAGAAAUUAUUUUGAAAGUAAAAUCCUUGCUGAUACCCAAAGAUGAACACUGGAAAAAAAGACCCCUUCUUCCACUUUCUAGAAUCAAAUAAAAAAGUUAGAGAAAAACUUUUAUCAUACAAAUACAGAGAUAAAAAUGAAAAUCUUUUAAAUACAGAACUUUGCCCGACAGUUGACCUGGCGAACCUUCAUGACUUAAAUAAUAUAAAUAUCAUGGAAGACAUCGCCGUCCCUGUCGCUAACUUGACCUCGGCCAUAUUAAUGUCAUGGCUUGUCAAAUUGAUUAGGUCAAUUUCAAUUUUCAGUUUAACUUCAAAGUAAUUUAAAUCUAUAUUAGGAUUAGGCCUAUUAGAAAGAUCUCCUUCAGGCAUUUGGUCAUGGAAAUUCCACUUACUUCUAGCUUGCAGUCUGGUUUAAUGUUAGUAAAAAUAUAAAUGAACAAAUUAGGAUAAUGCGAAAUGUUCUGGUAAUAAUGUCAAGACAAUGAACUGCAACAGCACUUUGAUAAGUUAAGCUUAUUAACUUUAUUAUCUCUGCCUACCUGUAAGAAUGUCAUUAUUAAAUAACUUGACAGAAUUCGUGCUAUACAAAUAAUUGUAUGUUGAUGUUGCCAUUAAAUUGGCAUAAAAUAUAUAUUUCAAAAAUGCUUUUUUUAACCCAUUAAAAAAAAAAAAAAUCAAUAUUCUUUUCAAGGAACUUGGCUUGGACAUAAGUGAUGAGCAGCUUGAAGAAAUGAAAGAGAACAUCUAUAAUAUUGAUUUUAAACGUGCAGCAAAAGAAGAGAAAAAAUAUCGGCAUGAUGUGAUGGCACAUGUCCACACGUUUGGUGCAGUAUGUCCAAAAGCUGCUCCUAUUAUUCAUUUGGGUGCAACAUCGUGUUAUGUUGGCGAUAACACUGUGAGCAAAAUAUUUUUAUUUUCAAAAUGAUUAUUUUAAUGUUUAGAAAUUUCCUGUUGUCACUAUCAAGUUCAAGUCUGAUUGAGGAAUUGAACUAAUUUUGUGUGGGAAGCAUACUGUCAAAAAAAGAAUAAUGUCAAAGAUAAAUUUAAAAGACAAUGUUAUGGAAUAGUUUUUAUAAACAGGACUAUAUUUAGCUUGUUAGAUGGACAAGGAAGAGAUUCUAGUUAAUUUGUUACUACUAAACUUUAUGGGAAAUGUAAGUUUCUUUAUUAAUUUCAUGUGUAUAUUAUGUUUUAUAUUUAUGCAGGAUUUGAUUGUACUAAGAGAUGGUCUUGAAAUUCUUAAGCCCAAGGUAAAUAUAUUUGAUCCCAUGUUUGAUUUUGAUACAGUUAACUUUGUUUUACCUUGGUUGAGGACCACAUAUUUGUUUUUGUUCACCAUCUGUUACUUUAAGAUUAGAAGUUUAUUUGAAUGUUUAUUAGAUGUCGUGCCAUAUUUUAAUAAAUCUUAUUUUAUGUGCCAGAUUGCUUCUUGCAUCAAUGAGUUGUGUAAAUUUGCAUUGAAGAACAAGUCCCUUCCCUGUUUAUCAUACACUCACUUGCAGUAGGUUCUAUUUCAUUCUUUUGAUAACUGUGAUAAUUUAAAUUUAAAAACUUCUUUUCUCCUUUCAAAUCCAUGGGGUUUGUCUGUGAGUUUGUAGCCUAAUUUUAUUUUAACAUAAGACUGAGUGAGCUCUCUCGGUUAAUUGUCUGACUCAUGCUGACCUGAAAGGUCACCCGAGUUGUUGACACAGAGUGGAAGCUCUGGUGGGAUUUUGUAAGCAUUCUUUGUUUUAAAUUCUACCUCUUUCCAUAAUUUAAAGAUUACAAUUUUAAUACAAAAAAAGUAGAAUAUAAAUAAUUUUUUAUGUCAUUGAAGAGAUUGCACAAACAAUGAAGUAGAAAGUAAUGUCAAAUUUGUUAAAAUGCAAUACGCAAAGAAAUUAUUUACAGAAAUUAUAUUUUUAUUUUCUAUUUAUUAUCAAGAGUAUUUAAAAUGUGUGCUUCAGAACUUAAAUGACCAUCACCACCCUACAUAAUACAAAAUAUUUAAACCAAUCAAUAUGAAUUGUCAAUGUGAACAUUUUACUACCUUUGAAAAACAUAUCUCUUUGGAGAAAAGAUAGCACAAAAACUGUAUGAAAAGAAUAAUAUAAAGGGAUUGCAUUCAAGAUUUUUUAACCUAAUAGAAAGAAAAUCAUCAUCAUCAUUGGCACUACAGCCCAUGCCCUGGCCUGCUCCACCACAUCCUUCCCUUCGGAUCGAUCCAUGCCUUUCCGCCUCCAUGCGCAAAUCCCCAACUGGUGUCAAUAAUUCUACAUCAUCAAACCAUCUCAGUCUUGUGCAACCAGUGAGCCGUCUGCCCCUGGGCUUCUGCCUGUAUAUCACUUUUGCUGCUCUACAACCAGGCAUCCUUUCAAUAUGUCAAGCGCAGUCUGCCUUUUAGAAAGAACAGGAUAUGUGAAAUUUUGAAUGAAAAUACAGCACAAUCAAAAGAAUCUUUCGGAUAAAAGGCUGGUCAUCAGACAAAACAAUUUUUAAAAUGAGAAUGAGAAAACUUAAAUAUAGCUUGCAAGUGACAGGAAUAAUCAUUAUUGUAGUGAAAAUUCAUUCAAGCCUUGACAUGUCCCAUUUUUACUUUUUCUUUUAUAUAAAGUGCUUAUGAAUAUGAUCUAUUUAUUAUCAGUGUAUGUUAUUUAAUUAUCAUUUAUCAUUAAUUCUAUCCAAUUUUUAGAAUACCAUGCUGUAGUCAAUUUGACACAACUCCAAUAUACUAACUCUGGUUGUUAUUUGAUAGAGCUGCUCAGGUAUCCACAGUUGGUAAAAGGGCUUGCAUUUGGGCUCAGGAGUUGCUCAUGGAUCUUAAAAAUAUGGAGAGAAUCAGUAGUGAGCUACGUUUUCGUGGUGUGAAAGGCACAACUGGAACACAAGCAAGUUUCCUGACCUUGUUUGAAGGGGAUGCCAGUAAGGUAGAAAAAUUGGAUCAGCGUGUCACAGAACUGUCAGGUUUCAAAAGGUGAACAGUUUUUAAUAACCUUGUAUGGGUCUGUAAAUAAAUUAUACUUCCUUAGAGAGUAAGGGUGUAAGUUUUUUGUGGUUUUUUUAUUAGCAAAAAAAAUUUGUAUAUGCGUAGUACAGAUUUUAAUUAAAUUCAUUAAAUUUAUGAAUACAUAAAAGGGAGAGGGGUGUAUUCCAUUAAAUAUUUCAUUAUUGUUUAAUAUACACUUUUCAGUCAUUUCAUCAUUUGUGGACAGACAUAUCCCCGAAAGGUUGAUGUAGAGAUACUAUCAGUGUUUGCUAGUUUUGGUGCAACAGUGCAUAAGGUAUAUAGUCCAUUUGAAAUGCAUUGCUAAAGUGAAAUAUUAAUUAUUUUCAUUUUUACCAUUUUAUUCCAAGCAGUUAUUGGAAGAGCCUCUUCAUUUUUACUUUCAUGUCUUUAAGUAAUCUUAAACACUUGAGCUAGAUGGUGUUAAAAUCCUUCACCGCUGUUCAAUUGAUAUUCACAAGAUUUUAUGCAUAAAGUAUUAUUUGAAGUUGGGAUUUUUAAGGGAAUUUCUUAAAAAUGUUUGCACUUUAUCAUGGCACUUUCUUUCAAUACAUCUGUUCCAAAAAACUUUAACUGAAAAUAAGAUUUGAUUUAUAUACUUCUUUUUAAUUUGCAGAUCUGCACAGAUAUUAGGUUACUAGCAAGUUUUAAAGAGCUUGAGGAACCUUUUGAAGCAGAACAAAUAGGUGGUUUGAUUUUUCCCCCUUUAGAUCAGUUAAGUGUCCAAAGGAAAUAUUUCAUUCUUUGUACUUUACGCCUCUUCAAAAUGUUUUGUUCAGGGUUUUUUAUUUAUAUUAUUUUUAAAACAUUCAUAUCUUUACUACUAGCAUUUAAUUAUUUUUAAAACAUUGAUAUCUUUACUACUAGCAUUCAUCAUUACUUUUCCUUGAGACAGAAAUGAAAAUGUUUGAACAAUUUUUACAUAAUACGCUUAAAAUUUAGAGAUUUUUUACGCCUGAAAUAGCCUUAUGAAACCUUGUGAAGUACUUAUUCUGUUAGUGAAAUACUUAAAUUAUUAUGACUUCAGAUGUGCUGUAUUGAAAAUCUGUAUAUAAAAAAAACUUCUCACUUGAAAGGAAUUUACAUCUGCAUAAUUAUUGUGUAUUUAUAGCAUUGCCUGAUGAUAAAUGGCUAACUAUCUCUUUUACUUUUUUAACCAGGCUCAAGUGCUAUGCCAUACAAACGUAAUCCCAUGAGAAGUGAAAGAUGCUGCUCGCUGGCCAGACUACUUAUUAGUUUAGUUCAGAAUCCUCUGCAAACAGCUUCAGUGCAGUGGAUGGAGAGAACCCUUGAUGACAGUGCCAAUCGUCGUGUUGUACUCCCAGAGGCUUACCUGGCUGCGGAUGCCAUUAUUAUUACUCUUCAAAACAUUUUCGAGGGUUUGGUUGUCUACCCUAAGGUUAACUUGCAAUGCACUUUUUAAGAUCUGUUUGAUUUCACAAUAAUUACUGGUACUUAAUUUGCUUUCAAAUUUUAUUGGCAUCACAUGCUUAUCACUCAUAGAAUUCUGUUAUUUUUUAAUUUCUUUGGUAUUUAUUUUUGAACAAUUAUGACAGUUUAACAUGACUUAGUGAAGAAAGCAUGCUACAAGAUAUAAUAAUAUAUCAGUACAAUUCAUGUGUCUUCAAUAAACAACAACUUAGAAAUACUUUAGUUUGCUGAACAAAUUUUCAAUUUGAUUAGUGUAUGAUGAUGCUUAUCUUUAAAAUGGACUUAUGACUUAUGGUUUCCCUUAUAGUUAUAGUCCAAUGUAAAUAUAUUAUUUUACGCAGGUGAUACAGAAAAGACUUGAUGAUGAGUUGCCUUUUAUGGCAAGUGAAAACAUUAUAAUGGCUGUGGUAAAAGUAGGGGGAAAUAGACAGGUGAAUGAUAUUUUCACAGUGAAUAUUUGUUGUCUUUCAUUUUUAGCUGUUUUGCUGAGUUUGAAUAGGUUAUCUUUGAAUUCUGACUUUUUUUCAAAUACACGUACAGACAAGAAACUGGUUUAAUUAUUUCUAAAUUAACAUUUUUAUUUAUGUAAAGGUUCCCUAUGGGGAUGUAAAUGUUUACCGACACAUUAACAAGAGCACUUACUCAAAUAUUGCUAAUUUUAAUUUGUUCUGUCUUGGUUACAACUGCAAUUAGUUAUCUGAACUAAAUUUUGUUUUCAUCAGGAGUGUCAUGAAAAAAUUCGUAGCCUAGCCAUUCAGAGUGCACAUGUAAUGAAACAUGAUGGGCUUCCAUGUGAUCUGAUGGAUAGAAUUAAAGAGGAUCCAUAUUUUACAACCAUUUUAGACACCCUGGACACCUGUGUGGACUCAAACUCUUUCAUUGGAAUGUCAACCCACCAGGUACUUAUCGAAAUAUUUUUUUCUUCUGGCUAAGAUUAAUACUCAAUUCCUUGAACCAGUGGUUCUUUAUUAUAAUAUUGAAUGUGAUUUUGCUUUAUGUCAAGCAGUGAAUCAAUUUAACUGGUAAACUACCAUAAGCCGCCAGCCGCAGGGCGUUUCUUUUGUUAUGGCCAUGAGCCGCUGGUAGCGCCAACGUUUGUAUCGUAGUCAACAUGACCUAGAUUUAAUUUGGCCAAGCCGGUUUUUCAUUCUGGUAGCCAAUCAGUUAAGCUAUGUAGAAUUUCUUUAAGAUUCGUCAGCAAAUGUUAUUUUUUCAUAGGUUGACAGAUUUAUAGAAGAAGAAGUGAAUCCAGUGCUGGUGAAGUACCGAGACAUUUUUACAAAAGCUCAGCUGCUUGAAAUUUGAAGUUAUUGGUAAAAAUUAAUGUAGUAUUUGGACAUUCUUUGAUGUAUAAACAGAGUGAAUAAAUGGAUUGGUAGUGGUGUUUUUUUUUUAAACUUUAAAGUAAAACAAAAGUGUAACUUAAAGACUAUUAAUGACAGGAUAUGUGACAGGUUGAAAAACAACCAAUUAAAUGAAUGUUAUUAUGACAGCCAAACAAGGAAGAGUAAGCCAUCAGCAUUGCUUUUGGUUACUGCUAGUACCAAUGUUUGGUUUAAAGAUUUCUGUUCCACUAAAUCUUAAGAUUCAAACAAAUGAACGUGUGCACAAAAUUAUAUUUAAGUUGUUCAAAUAUUCCACCAUUUUUUAUUGUAAACCCUUUUCGUUGUAAAAAAAACAAUCAUGUAAAUUGAAAUUUAAAAGGGCAUUGAAAAUAAAUUUUCAAAUAUAAUGCAUUUAUUAUCAUAACAUUUAAAUUGAAUGAUUCAAUAUUGGAAGAGUUUUUUGCUCAACUGUUUGCAAAAUUUACAUGUUUAUACUACCUUUCUAAUGACAUUGCAUUUUUUAAAAACAUAGAAAUUUGGUAAUUGCUUCUACAUUUUCCUUGUCGGGUUUUAUUUUUUUAUAUCAAGGGGUGCAAUAUGUACUUGCAGGAAAUUAAAUUAAAGCAUGUUAAUCACAGU
Lymnaea stagnalis (great pond snail) is the source of this 11421-nucleotide messenger RNA. The record is from the annotation of a GenBank genome assembly. NCBI's taxonomy places the organism in Eukaryota, Metazoa, Mollusca, Gastropoda, Lymnaeidae.